AACAGCAACAAACUCCCCACUUUGACAGAAAUUGAUGUAGGAUAGCCACUGAAGAUACCUGGUGAGAGAAAAGAGGAUGACAGAAAAAAAGAAAGAGAAAGUGAAGUGCGUGUGUCACAGGUCGUGGAGCCUGAAAGCGAUUUCUUUCCACUCAGCUGUGAAGGGUCGUCUAAUCACACUGAGUAAAGAUGGUCGUCAGGUGACUAGGGAUGUGUCGUCAUUCUGCCACGGACUGACAUUUAGCGGGCGACAGGUUAAAACAGAGGAAAAGGUGUGCCUGCGAGUCGAGAAAUGUGUUGGACGUUGGCACGGGGCACUAAGGGUCGGAUUUGCUCAUGUUUCACCCGAUCAAACAACGUUACCACCUCUAGCCAUUCCAGACUUGACCAACUCCCCACUUUACGCGGCAGUUGUCGUUCCCGCGGACACUUGUCGACCUGGCUCAGAUAUUCAGUUUUGGCUGAAGAAGAAUGGCUGGCUGCGCGUACAAAGUUCUGAUGGUAGAACACAAUCAGUGCCAACCGCUCUGAAUGUCAAGUGGCCCAUUUGGGCAAUUAUUGACGUAUAUGGACAGACCACAAUGGUGACGAUGCUUGGCUCCAAAAAGAAAUGUUUUACUUUCACGAGAAGGUCUUGUCCUGCUCUCACACACAUCAAAUACACUGAAGACCAAGACAUUCAGCAAACAAAGAAACAAAUGAGCAUGCUGGAGCAGGCAAACCCGAGAAAUGUUCAUCUUGUCAACACAGAACAUGAAGGCCAAGACUGUGAGGAAUGUGUAGUGUGUUACAGUGAUGUAGAAAACACUCGUUUGAGCUGUGGUCAUAAAUGUGUUUGCACUCCGUGUGCCAUGAAGGUUUAUAUGACAUUUGGUACCUGCCCUCUGUGUCGUAAGCGAUUGGAUUUCUUCCAACCAUAUGACAACUAGUUUACAGUCAAACUAGUGGUUAUAUAUAUUUUGUACAGUGAAUUACAGAAUUGUUCUCUUAUGUACAGAUCUAACAGUGCAGAAUUUGUGUAUUUGCACUCUAAAGUAUCUCUGCUUUGUAAGUCGCCUUGAAUACAUUUUACAGUUUGAUGUAAACAUGUACAGGCCCAUCUGUAAUGUAAAAUUGUAUAAAGUAUUGUAAA
Molecule: messenger RNA, 1131 nt
Organism: Danio aesculapii
Lineage: Eukaryota; Metazoa; Chordata; Actinopteri; Cypriniformes; Danionidae
Product: E3 ubiquitin-protein ligase NEURL3
Exons: 4
Coding region: 77-928 (283 amino acids)
Molecular function (GO): ubiquitin protein ligase activity
Source: RefSeq, a predicted model, not a curated record